This is a messenger RNA of Coregonus clupeaformis (lake whitefish), 1456 nucleotides long. RefSeq names its product solute carrier family 19 member 2 (gene slc19a2). Gene Ontology annotation, cellular component: plasma membrane. Lineage: Eukaryota; Metazoa; Chordata; Actinopteri; Salmoniformes; Salmonidae. Gene Ontology annotation, molecular function: vitamin transmembrane transporter activity. The record is from RefSeq and is a predicted model, not a curated record. Gene Ontology annotation, biological process: transmembrane transport; vitamin transport.
UAUUGCUGUCAGAUCAAAUCUACUAGCGUCAGUGGUGCGUGAGGUCAUGUUAUGUUGUUUUUUUGUUGACAUGUCUCAACUAUAUCCCACGAUCUUACUUUGUGUUUAUGGAUUCUUCUCUAAUCUCCGACCUUCUGAGCCUUUCUUUACUGCGUUUUUGAUGGGACCUGAUAAAAACCUUACUGAAAAACACAGGUAACUUGUAAAUGAAAUCUACCCAAUAUGGACCUUCUACCUUGUGCUACUUCUCCCAGUCUUCCUGGCCACGGACUACCUGUGCUACAAGCCUGUGCUGAUCCUGCAGGCGGUGAGCUUGGUAGUGACCUACUUUAUGCUAGUGAAGGCCCAGGGUGUGCUGGCCAUGCAGCUUCUGGAGUUCUUCUUGGCCUCGGCCACUGCCACAGAUAUAGCCUACUAUUCCUACAUCUACAGUGUGGUAGACCCGGCCCAGUACCAGAGAGUGACUGGAUACUGUCCGUAGUGUUCGUUACUGGGCUCCGCCGCUGGCUCGCUGGCUGGGCAGCUGCUAGUGUCUGUGGCUCAGAUCCCGCUGUUCUACCUCAGUGUUGUCACAUUGGUGUCGGCCAUCUUGGCCUUUGUGGCGCCCUGGUUUUUGCCCAUGCCCGGUAAGAGCUUGUUCUUCCAUAAAAGCCUGGGGAUAGACGGGGAGAAGCCGGCGCACCAAAACAGCAGGAUUCCCAUGGAUGAAGCAGAGGACCCUGAGAGCAAAGUGCCUCUGAAGAUUGAUGAGGUCACCAUGACAGGUCAUGGUGGUGGCACGGCCAGUGAUGGUGGUGGCGCUAGCAGUGGCUUAGUGGACGUGUUAAGGGUCCUAUGGGAAGACUUCCUGCAGUGCUACUCAUGCCCUGCCCUCCUGGCCUGGUCGGUGUGGUGGGCCCUCUCUACUUGUGGCUACUUCCAGUUGGUCAACUAUGUUCAGGCCCUGUGGGAGAGGUUGCCUUCCCAGGAGUUUGAGAUCUACAAUGGAUACGUAGAGACAGUCUCCACCUUGUUAGGUGCGUUAGCAGCCUUCGGGGUGGGCUCCAUCAAGGUCUCCUGGCAGUCUGGGGAGAGCUGUCUCUGCAUCUUCUCAGUGGUCAUGGCUGUGGCUGUGCACCUCAUGGACACCAUCAGGAACAUCUGGGUGUGCUACACCUCCUAUGUGGUCUUCAGAGCCACCUACAUGCUGCUCAUCAACCAUGCUACGUAUCAGAUUGCCUCCAACCUGAGCAUGCAGCGAUAUGCCUUGGUGUUUGGAGUGAACACUUUACUUCGCCCUGCUGCUUCAGACUCUGCUACUGUUGUGGUAGUGGACACUGUCGGGCUGGGCCUGGACAUUUUCCCACAGUUUCUCAUACGCCAUCUACUUUGCUGUGAUCGCAGUGAUCUUCCCCUCAUGGCCGGGCUGUACAAGCUGGUGUUGAGGAGAAGAUCCCAGCCAUCGGCUCCAGACUGA